GAGCCACAGAUCAGACGAAAAAGUGCUCAACUUAUUCACAUGAGUUUGUUAGGUUUUUUGCUAGCGUCGGGAGCAAUCGCGCUAACGGCUUUGUUGAUUUAUCUUCGGAAUCGUCAACAGUUCUGGGCCAAACGCAACUUUCCUUGUGCGCCAAAUCCACAUUUGAUCUACGGCCAUAGCAAGGGUCAGAUUACGGAAAAACAUGCGGUAGACAUCAACCGGAAACUUUAUCGGGAAUUCCGAGACCGGGGUCUCUCCUUCGGAGGCGUAAACUUCUUCAUGGUUCCAGCUGUUUUGAUCGUUGACCCCGAGAUGGUAAAAACUGUGCUGGUUCGCGACUUCCAUGUGUUCCACGAUCGAGGGAUUUACAGUGAUCCGGUAGCGGAUCCCCUAUCGGGUCACCUGUUUUUGCUGGAAGGCCAGGCGUGGAGAACUUUGCGUCAAAAGCUUACCCCAACCUUCACAUCGGGUCGCAUGAAAAGUAUGUUCGGUACCAUUGUGGAUGUGGCCAAUGAGCUUACUUCAUUCAUGGAAAACACAUACCAGGCCAAACCCGAGAUGGAGAUGAAGGAUGUGCUAGUACGGUUUACCACCGAUGUGAUCGGAACAUGUGCCUUCGGUAUCCGCUGCAAUACCCUGAAUAAUCCCGACUCGGAGUUUUUGAAAAACGGCGAAAAAGUGUUCGAGAUGAAAAUGACUAAUAUGGUGAAAUUCGUGUUUGCAUCGCUCUACAAAGACCUUGCUAGAAGCAUUGGAGUGAAGUUGAAUGACGUCGAAGUUGAGCGGUUCUUCAUGGGACUUGUUAAGGAUACCGUUAGCUUUCGGGAGACGAAUAACGUUCAACGCAAUGAUUUCCUAAACCUACUGAUUCAGCUAAAGAACAAAGGCUAUCUGGCGGAUCAUGCAGAGCAAUCUGAUAAGGAACCCGUCAAAUUAACCCUGAACGAGGUAGCCGCUCAGUGUUUUGUUUUCUUCAUUGCUGGAUUCGAAACCUCUUCUACAACGAUGAACUUUUGUCUGUACGAACUUGCGAUGAAUCCCGAUAUUCAGGAACGCUUGCGAUCCGAGAUCAAUGAAGCGAUCCAAUCAAACGGGGGUAAUAUAAACUACGAUCUAGUUAUGGGAAUCCAGUAUUUGGACAACGUCAUCAACGAAACCCUCCGUAAAUACCCUCCCUUGGAGAGUCUAAAUCGAGUUACGAAUCAAGACUACCGCAUUCCAAACACCAACCACGUCAUUCCGAAUCAAACUAUGAUCACUAUUCCGGUCCAUGCGAUUCAACACGACCCGAAUCACUACCCGGAUCCGGAACGGUUCGAUCCAGACCGGUUCCUGCCGGAAAACGUUAAAUCCCGGCAUCCGUACGUGUUCAUUCCGUUUGGUGAAGGUCCCCGAAUAUGCAUAGGGCUGCGGUUCGGGAUGAUGCAGGCUAAAAUGGGGCUGAUAACACUGCUGCGCGGCUUCAAAUUUAGCCCUUCGCCGAUGACCCCGCCGUCGAUUGUAUUCGAUAAAAAAGCUUUCGUGCUAUCGCCUCAGGGUGGAAAUCACUUGCGGGUCGAUAAGAUAUAGGCUGCCUUUAGAUAGCCAUGUUUGAAAAAUGUAUUCGAUUAAACCUGUCUGUGAUAAGGGUAGUGCACUUUCCAUUUACGGUUCACAUUUUGGAUUAAAGUAAUCUGAUGGAACCUUUGUUUUCAAAAUCAAAAUAACAAACAGUAUUCAUAUAUAUAAACACCAGACAAUGAUAAAUUACUAAAGAGUGUUUUUCUUUUAUUCAAAAUAAAAAACUUAAAAUAAUAUCAGGAGGACAAGGACAAAGCCUACAAUACAAUUAUAGAUAACAAAAAAAAAAUAGCGGCCUAAUAAGUUAUUAUAUGUUUAAAGCCAGAUUCUGCAAUUAAAAUAUUUAGUUAGGUCAAAUUUAUCUACAUUUCAAGUUGAACUUAUUUGGUACUUUGAUCUUACGGAGAAGGGGGACUUAUAUAAAAUAUAUUUUUCUUCAAAGUAAUUUGAUUUUUCUCAUGGUUUUUUUAUUUGAAAUCGUAACAAUGACAAUGAUAAUUUGAAAAUCUAUUAUUUUUAUCCUUUUAAUCCUAUUUAAUGAACAGUUUUUCCACUUAUCGGAUUGAAAUUUGAUCAAAUGAGCAACUUCAUAAGAACGAUCACUAAAAUUUUAUACUUUUAGAUUUGGUACGAGCAAACUUGAAAUUUUUCUAAAGAACAAGACAAGAACGUUACAUCGAAGAGCUCUUUUUAUGUAAUCUUUCAUUAUUAAAAUUAAAGUGCGUAAGAAAAUUUCAACUGAAAUGCAAAAAAGCUUACUAAUGGUAGUUUUUUUCUAGCAAUCCUGUUCUGCAGAGUGUUUUUUGUUUCAGUUUAAUGUACAAAUUUUUACCAUAAUUUGAUUUUUAAAAUGAGAAAACCAUGAAGCUGGCUUAAUUUUCACUUUAGUAACCAAACUAUUUGAAUCUUAUAGAAUGAAUAAGCCCAGAAAGUUUAAAAUCCAAAAAUUGCUAUGUGUGUGCAGUGUUGUUGAGGAAAUUAAAUUUAAUUCAUAACCCAUGUAUUGAGCCUGAAUUGGAAGGUAUAAUCUUGUCUGUUAGCUCGUAAAAGUGUUUUAAGCACUUUUGAAUUUCUGUUUUGAACAAAUAAAG
Uranotaenia lowii is the source of this 2651-nucleotide messenger RNA. RefSeq names its product probable cytochrome P450 6a14. Gene Ontology annotation, molecular function: oxidoreductase activity, acting on paired donors, with incorporation or reduction of molecular oxygen; iron ion binding; monooxygenase activity. Bases 40 to 1569 code for a protein of 509 amino acids. The record is from RefSeq and is a predicted model, not a curated record. The transcript is spliced from 2 exons. NCBI's taxonomy places the organism in Eukaryota, Metazoa, Arthropoda, Insecta, Diptera, Culicidae.